AUGAUCUUAUUUAAUAAGUUUUAUUUUNAUUUAGAAUAAUAAGUGGAAGAACAAAAAACUAGAGAUUAAAGUGAUUAUGAAGAGUAAUUAAUUAAAUUAGAAGCGGAGAUUAGAUAACAUAUAAGAGUAUCAUUAUAAAUUUAACUAGAUUGAAUAAUAAUUGAAAUUAUUUGCAGAAAAUACUCAAUCUAAAUUAGAAGAUGCUUUAAAAAUUAAAGAAGAAUUAGAGGAAGAAUUAUAAGCUAUUAAAAGCGAUUUCCAAAUAUUAUAUGAUAAAAACAAUUCUUUGAAUUAAAAGUUAAGAAAUUAAGAGAAAGAAAUUUAAAUUAUUAAAAAUAAUACAACUGAGAUUAACAAUUAAUCUCUUAAAUCAAACAAUCAAAAAGUUUAAUCUAAAAAGGAUAAUAUUGAAAAUGAACCCCCAAAAUAAUAAUCAAUAACAAUUAAUUUAUAAAUAGAUAAAUAAAAGCCUCCACUUUAAGACUAUGUAUAUUAUAUAAUUCAAUUAGCAGUAAGAUAGAUUAUAAACUGAUCCAUAAGAUGAUUAUUUUAAACCUAGAAAUGAUUCUCAAAAAAGAAUGAUGAUUUCAACACAUAUUAAUAAUACUUAAAAUAACAAAUCAAGUUAUUUAGCAACUAGAAUAUAAACAGAAUCAUAUGAAUAUUAAGAAAGAAAAAGAAAACAUAAUUCAUCUCAUUAUGAGACAUCAAAUGCUACAAAACAUUAAAGAAAUAAAACAGCUUAAAAUGUAUUGAAUUUGAUAAGUACCAAUUAUUCUAAUUAUAGAAGAUUAAGAACUCAAGCGAUAAUAAUCAGUGAAAGCAUGUUAAGAAAAAAAUCAAAAUAAUUAAAAUAAAGUAACAAAAAAGCCCUCAACUUCUUAACAUGCAGAACCUAAUAGAUCAAAUAAUUCUGUUCAUAGUUUUCGUAAAUAACCACCUGAAGUGAGUCAAAUUCCUAGACCUUUUUCAUGUGCUGAAUAAAUUGAAGAAUCACAUCAUUCUGUAAAUUUUUAUGUCAAAUAUUUUAGUUUCACAAAGAUUUAAGUAUGGACAUGGGCAAUUAUUAAAAAUAAAAUGGAGAUUACUAAGAAAAUUAAUAAUAAAUAAAAAAAAUAUUGCAAUAAUAUCAAUAAAAACAUUCUCUAAAUGACACUUUAACUAAAAAAUUACUUUAAGAAUAUAAAAAAAGAUAAGGUUUUAAUUGUAAGACAAUUUAUUGA
Molecule: messenger RNA, 1223 nt
Organism: Paramecium sonneborni
Lineage: Eukaryota; Ciliophora; Oligohymenophorea; Peniculida; Parameciidae
Source: the annotation of a GenBank genome assembly